UGCCUGUUGUGGGGCACCCGGGUUGUUAUUCCGGCCUCACUUCGAACACCAGUCUUAGAGGCACUACACGAGGGCCACCCGGGCAUUGUCCGGAUGAAGGCGUUGGCACGGAGCUACGUCUGGUGGCCUGGCUUGGACGAUGACAUCGUCAAGUGGGUAAGCUCAUGCCAACCCUGCCAGGAAUCCAGACCUUCCCCUCCAGUCACCACCCCCACAAAGUGGGAGAGCGCCAACGCGCCUUGGUCAAGGCUACACAUUGACUUAGCGGGUCCUAUACACGGCAAAAACUUCUUGGUGGUCGUAGAUUCAUACUCAAAAUGGAUCGACGUGGCCCAACUAUCCACGACCACCACGCUAGCAGUUACCAAGGCUCUAACUCGCCUAUUCGUAACACACGGGCUACCAGAUACCAUUGUUUCGGAUAACGGCCCCCAGUUUGCCUCAACAGAAUUUAGCCGUUUCGCCACAAAUCUUGGCAUCCGACAUAUCUUCACGGCCCCCUUCCAUCCUGCCAGCAACGGACUGGCAGAACGAGCCAUUAGAUCCACAAAAGAAGCGUUGGCCAGAUUCAGCAAUGAAGAUUGGCAUCACAGACUCUCCCGUUUCUUGCUUAGUCAACACUCGACCCCUUGCAUGGUCACCAACAAAUCCCCUGCUGAACUUCUAAUGGGUAGA
Messenger RNA from Pseudonaja textilis, 675 nucleotides. The record is from RefSeq and is a predicted model, not a curated record. Lineage: Eukaryota; Metazoa; Chordata; Lepidosauria; Squamata; Elapidae.